AUGAAGUGCUCAAUAUUCCUGCACAGACGUGUGCGCGCCCCCGGGACGCAGGCGAACUUUGCAGUGCAGUUCGCAUUCGAGCGCAUCAGUGCCCACCUGAAGUUUCUGGACCCCACGGUGGAGAAGGAGCUCACCAUGGUCGAGGUGGACGAGGCCGAGAGGACAGCGCUCCUCACGGCGCUGCAGCUCACGAACGACCCGAGGGUCCAGGCCAUAGGCAGGGACGUGGCGUCCGCGGUACGGCUCAGCGUCGCCAUCAGCUCCGAGAAGGAGUUUCUCAUGCAGCAGGUCGAGUCCGCCCUGCUCCACCAGUACGGCUCCAUCCAGAGCCUUCGGAGAGACGUCGUGCCGAACGCGCUCCUGAAGCUGUGGGGGCAGAACGAGCCCGAGCGCCUGCCCAGCCUGGCGGCCAGCAAGUGGCAGAUGACGCUGGAGCAGCCGAACGUGGAGUCGAUGUCGAUCUCGGACGAGCUGCCGCAGCUAAUCGAGCUGUCCUCCGUCACAGACGAGGACAAGGCGGCGGUCGUCGAGGGCGCCGCGCUCGUGGAAGGCAGAUACCUCCUGGACCUGUUGCUGACAUGCGUCAGGUGGCUGCGGCCCACCUGGAGCACCGACCUGCUGAGCAGCUUGGACUUUGCCAGGACACAGCUGGGUCACCACUGCGAGCCCGACCCCCCGGCCCCCACCGGCGACAAGGUCGAUCUGGCACAGGUGGUGCUCUGCAAGCUGAAGUUCGGGGCGCAGGGGAUGGACGCCCUGCGGGCCAACUUCGUCACGGAGCUGAUGCGCAACAGCACUGCACGCGAUCCCGUGCCGCAGGCCGUGUGAGAGCGCGGCGCCGCCGGCCCCGCUCGCGCGAAUGCGCGAGCGGCACCGUGCCCGCCCAGAUCUCACGGUAGGGGAAGGGGGA
Prorocentrum cordatum is the source of this 910-nucleotide messenger RNA. The record is from the annotation of a GenBank genome assembly. NCBI's taxonomy places the organism in Eukaryota, Dinophyceae, Prorocentrales, Prorocentraceae.